UGGCGAGUUGUAAUUGGAAAAAUUUUCGGGGGGUGUUUAUGCUCUCCUUAUUUCCUUAACACUCGUGCAGCCCUAAAAGGGUCGCCGUUCGACCGUGUUUGUAAGCUCUGAGCUCUGGUCAUGGCUUCAGAGAAGAAACCAAACAAGGCAAAGCGACCCAGACAAGGCUUUGAACAGCUCGACCGCUUCGACUCGCUUCCAUGGAACUCUUCUCUCUCCGAAAACGACGACCCUUUCUCUAUCUCCGUUGGCUCUAGCGAACUCGAGGGAGGUUUUCUAUCGCUUGAAGAGAUUGAUGAAUCUGAGUAUGGUUUGGAAAUUCCUAAACCUGAGAGACAAAACAAGAAAGAAAGGACUAAAGAAAAUAAAAAUGAGAAAAAAAGGAAGCUAAGUGAAGUUGAGGAUGAGCUUGGUGGUGAGGUUGAAGCUGUAAGUGAAGAGAAGGAUAAUAAAGUGAAAAGAAAGAAGAAAAAGAAGAAGAAGAAAAAGGAGAACAAGGAUGCAAAGAAUUCUGAGGAAAAUGAAGAACCAACUGCUGAAGUCAGUGAUCCCAAGGAUGAUAUUGAAGGAGAUUCAGUUGAUGAAGCCGAAUAUUACGCUUGGAAUGAACUGAGGCUACUUCCCCUGCUUAUGAAAGCAAUAUAUAGUCUUGGGUUUAAAGAACCAACACCAAUACAGAAAGCUUGUAUUCCUGCAGCUGCUCAUCAAGGAAAGGAUGUCAUUGGGGCUGCAGAGACAGGAUCUGGGAAAACACUUGCUUUUGGUUUACCCAUUUUUCAACGUCUUCUCGAAGAGCGAGAAAAAGCUGAUAAUAUGUUUGUAGAAAAGGGAGAGGCAGCUGAAAAAAUUGCUCCAAGUCGUCUCUUACGGGCUCUUAUUAUAACUCCUACAAGAGAGCUUGCACUUCAGGUUACCGAUCAUCUUAAGGAAGUGGCUAAAGGUACCAAUUUUAGGGUGGUUCCAAUUGUUGGUGGGAUGUCAACGGAAAAACAAGAAAGACUUCUGAAAGCAAGGCCUGAGAUUGUUGUUGGAACUCCAGGGAGGCUAUGGGAACUUAUGUCUGGUGGAGAACUUCAUCUUAUUGAGUUACAUUCACUGUCUUUCUUUGUGCUGGAUGAGGCUGAUCGAAUGAUAGAGAAUGGUCAUUUUCAUGAGUUGCAGUCCAUAAUUGACUUGCUUCCGAUGACCGGUGGCUCACAUGAAGGGCAUCCUCAGAAUACACAGAAUUGUGUGACAGUUUCAAGCUUCCAGAGAAAGAAAAGACAAACGUUUGUGUUUUCUGCAACCCUAUCCCUAUCUGCUGAUUUCCGGAAGAAGCUAAAGCAUGGAUCACUAAAAUCAAAGCAAUCGAUGAAUGAUGGGUUAAAUUCUAUAGAAACUCUCUCUGAACGAGCUGGAAUGAGAGCGAAUGCUGCUAUUGUCGAUCUAACAAAUGCAUCAAUUGUGGCAGAUAAACUCGAGGAGUCAUUUAUUGAAUGCAGGGAGGAAGACAAAGAUGCCUAUUUGUAUUAUAUACUGAGUGUUCAUGGACAAGGACGCACAAUUAUUUUCUGCACAUCAGUUGCAGCUCUACGCCAUGCUUCUUCCCUCUUGCGCGUUCUUGGAAUUAAUGUUUGGACACUUCAUGCUCAGAUGCAGCAGCGAGCUCGCUUGAAGGCAAUUGACCGUUUUCGAGGAAAUGAGCACUGUAUACUUGUUGCUACUGAUGUUGCAGCAAGAGGGCUUGAUAUUCCAGGUGUUCGAACAGUUGUUCAUUAUCAACUUCCACAUUCAGCAGAAGUCUACGUUCACAGAAGUGGAAGAACUGCCAGGGCAUCUGCUGAUGGGUGUAGCAUUGCUCUAAUAUCACCAAAUGAUAGAUCUAAAUUUGCCAGUUUGUGCAAAUCAUUUUCUAAGGAAAGUCUGCGGCGAUUUCCUGUAGAGAUCUCGUACAUGCCAGAGGUUGCUAAACGAUUAUCUCUUGCACGCCAAAUAGACAAGAUUUUGCGGAAGGACUCGCAGGAUAAGGCAAAUAAAAGUUGGUUUGAACGGAAUGCUGAAGCAAUUGAAUUAGAUGUGGAGGAUAAUGAAAGCGAGGAGGAACACGUGAAUAGUCAUAAGCAAAAGAAGGCCAGUUCCAAUCAUUUAAAGAAGCUGCAGCAGGACCUCAAUAUGCUGCUUUCACAGCCAUUGCAACCUAAAACAUUUUCACAUCGCUAUUUAGCAGGGGCUGGUGUUUCACCUCUCCUCCAACACCAAUUUGAAGAAUUAGCUACGCAGAAACAUGAUGUUAUUGGGACUUCAGAAGGCAAAAGAAGGAAAUUACUGACUAUAGGUCAGGAUUGUAUGGAACCGCUCCAGGCACUUAGGAGUGCUGCUCAUGAGGUCGUGGAUCUGAAAGAGAUUGCAGAAAAACGAAGGAAUGUAGAGAAUUUACGGAGAAAGAGAAAAGAUGACAAAAAACGCUUGCGGGAUCAACGGAAGAAGCAGAAGAAAAAACUAAAAGGGCGAGGUGAGUAGAAGGGAUCUAUGGAAUUCAAACCCAAGUCAUCAGGAAAAUGGGAAACCAACUAUCCUCAUUAGAUUAUCUUAGACACAAGUCAUAAUUUUUGUAUUUAUGUGCAACCAAAUAUCAUCAUUAGAUUAUCUUUGACAAGUCAUGAUAAUGAAGUCCUAAAUUUUGAAAA
This is a messenger RNA of Camellia sinensis, 2666 nucleotides long. NCBI's taxonomy places the organism in Eukaryota, Viridiplantae, Streptophyta, Magnoliopsida, Ericales, Theaceae. The record is from RefSeq and is a predicted model, not a curated record.